Alternaria viburni is the source of this 1704-nucleotide messenger RNA. RefSeq lists its product as uncharacterized. The record is from RefSeq and is a predicted model, not a curated record. Bases 1 to 1704 code for a protein of 567 amino acids. The transcript is spliced from 3 exons. NCBI's taxonomy places the organism in Eukaryota, Fungi, Ascomycota, Dothideomycetes, Pleosporales, Pleosporaceae.
AUGGGUGGGACUUACUGGUACUACUACAAGGUCGAUGAGGAUGACGAAUGCCACAAUCCUUCCGAGGAGUCGACGACAUUUUGUCCUCUUCUGCCAGGGCAGCGCCUUAAUGUCUUGGAUGUGCCCCGCGAAGGGGGACACAGCCGCAGCAUCUCAGAUACCUCUUCCGCUUUCACACGCGACCCCAAAGAUAGGUAUCUGACUCCAGUACCACCGGCGAGCCUAAGGCCUGGACUGCCUCCGAGAUCAGUGCGUCAUGCCCGAAGCGCAUCAGCAUCUCCCUACAUGCCGUCUACUCCCAUAUUCCCGGACUUCAAGGUUCUGAAAGAGAAGUUGGCAUCGAAACGAUCAGCUUCGAGGAAUCGCAGCGGAUCAAAGACCAGAGAGCUAGACAUCAGUGCGCCAGUGCUUGUCAGUGGAGGAGAGGAGCUCAACCUCAUUCCGUUGUCUGUGUACCGACCCUCAAUCGAGUCUAUCAGAGAGGUGGAAAUACCCACCACAACAACGUCGCGCGCAGUACCGAACAUCCGAAGGGAGUUCUCUCCGCUGGCAUCGCAUCCUGUUGAUCCCGUCCACGACUCAUUGUUUGGACCUGCAGAGCUGCCCACUCCUGAUGAGCGCCCUACCAGGCGUCGCCGCUCACACGUUCCCUCAACUGUGAUCACAAGCGAGUUCAAGGUCGAGCAAAGUCGCCUUCGUGCCAACUCUAGCGACACAAGACGAACUCAGCAUUACCUGUUCUCUAAUGAUCCUUGGCUUUCUUCUCCUAAGCUUCAACAAGACUUCGAAGUGGAGGAUCGUGUGGUGGAGGAUGACACCCCAUCUGCGCCCGUACUCUCACGGCCGUCGACCUUCCUCGGUGCUCCUAUGUCGAAUGAGCGACCCACCUCAAGCCACGGUGGCAAUCAAAGCACAAAUCUCCGACAGUCACCACUGGACAAAGAACUUCCAGCCCUUCCUCGCUACCUGAUACCUGCACCACUCUACGCAUGCAACGAAGCCACAAUCAGCGAACUACCAGCCAGCGAGCCAGAAAACGAGUUCGAAGAAGACGAAGACGACGAGCGUCUCGACAACUUCAGCGUGUCUUUCCAAGAAAAAGCACGCAGCCACUUCUCCACCUGGAGCAACGACUCCAUCGGCUACAACUCACCCAUCUCAGACAACAACGACGACGCCGUCCUCUCCCCCACCUUCAGCUCCCUCACCAGCAACGACAGCGACAUCGACACACCCCAAGGCCUACUAAUCCACUACUCAUACGCCUCACCCCGGCAAGCCACCUCCCCAAAACACGUCUCCACGGUCCCUGAAAUCCAAACCAUCUCCACCGACACCACCGACAACGAAGAAGAAGAAGAGUCAGAAGAAGAUGUCCAAUCCCCCUACCGCCUCUCCACCCCACCCCAACUCAACGAACUCCGCAUCUCAACCUUCGGCUCCGACCUCUUCAAAGUCGAGACGCAGCACUCUGACGCGUCGUCGCGGCGCUCGUCGAGGCGCCAAGCAGCUUGCUUUGGACUUGGCUUCCAGUAUAGUCUGCCCGAGCAUGAUGUCGGGAGUAAGACUACGCUUGCGGAGGAGACGGUCGUUGCGGAGACGGAGCGCUUGCAGCGUACGAUUAGUGUGCAGAGGGAGAGUUCGAUGAGUGGUGUGCAUGCGCUUAUGGAAGAUUUUGCCUUUCUUGGCGAUGCUGUUAUCUGA